This is a messenger RNA of Entelurus aequoreus (snake pipefish), 1510 nucleotides long. RefSeq names its product adrenomedullin a (gene adma). Lineage: Eukaryota; Metazoa; Chordata; Actinopteri; Syngnathiformes; Syngnathidae. The record is from RefSeq and is a predicted model, not a curated record. Gene Ontology annotation, biological process: adenylate cyclase-activating G protein-coupled receptor signaling pathway; adrenomedullin receptor signaling pathway; regulation of systemic arterial blood pressure. Gene Ontology annotation, cellular component: extracellular region. The coding region runs from base 132 to 644 and encodes 170 amino acids. The transcript has 4 exons. Gene Ontology annotation, molecular function: hormone activity; adrenomedullin receptor binding.
CACAGCUGCCUUACAGAACUACUGGCAAUAUUGCCAAAAACCUGUGGAGUACUCUUCUGGAAAGUUUACCUGACAAGAAGAGCUUUAUCAUCCAAGUGAAUUACCAGAGAAUAUCAGGACUUAGAGAAAACAUGAAACUGAUCCUCCAGUCCUUCCUCUAUUGCUGCCUGGCGGCCACAGUAGCACACUGUGCGUUACUUGAGGUCGACCCCAAGUUAAAAAAAAGACUCAGCAUAUGGCUAGGGAACAGACUCAGACGGGAUCUGGACAGUAGGACUGUAAACACUGAGCAAUUUGUCAGGCAGGAGGACAUCAGGGAUACCAUGCUGCCAUAUUCCAGCACUGACAUCAACGUCCGAACCAAGAGGUCCAAAAAUUCUGCCAACCAGUCGAGAAGACAAGGUUGUUCCCUUGGGACCUGCACGGUGCACGACCUGGCACACCGUUUGCAUCAACUCAAUAACAAACUAAAGAUCGGCAGCGCCCCCGUAGACAAGAUCAGCCCACAGGGUUACGGCAGGAGGCGCCGCUCCUUUCCAGAUGGCGGAGUUACACUGAAGCUGGAGCAGGGCAGGCUCAGGCCCGUGUGGAGCACAACCGAUUCACAGGUCCAUAAGCUCGAGGCUCUGCUCAGACAGACAUGAACGACAAUUUACAAAAAAGAAGGCCUUGGAACAAAAGCUGCAUGGGGGAAUCUCAAGAGUUAGGAAACCCUUUGCUCUGUUCUGAAAAUCUCUGGCCCUCAGAUUUGCCAAGUACUCUCCAGCACAUUUUCCCAGGCCUGGGGAAUGAGUCGGAGCUGGACUGGCCGCACUGAGUUUCUCAAAGAGCUGAGCCUUGUUGCUCAGUGAUGUGGAGCGAGCAACACAACUGCAAACACUGGAUGGCACAUUGUGGCACAACUACAAGGUGCUGCUCUCUGCUUGGCUGCGGGGCACCUAUAGAGUGCUGAUUUCUACCAAAGUGAGUGGACUAAUCCUCUAAUGUAAAAGAGGGAACUCUCUUCCAACAUUCAUCAACUUCUUGGACACAAUUCCUCCUUUAAUUUAAUAAGUGCCAUCAUGCAAGGAUAAAAAAAAAAAACUGUGAGCGCUUUUCCACUUAGACUCAAGUGAAUGAUCAGGAGAAUAUCAUGUGCACCACAAUGCCAAACAAGGAGAUGUACUUUUAAGUUUGUAUGUAUGUUUUGGGCACCAUAUAAAGGAAAAAAAAUGCCUUAAAUUCCGCAGGAUAUGUGCCAGUCCUCAACGAAUUGAAAUAUACUUGAACUUGUUAUUUGUACAAAAACACGUGCAAUCUAUACUUGUUUUUUUUUUAUUGCAGAUAUAUGUAUAUAAGAAUUAUUUUAUUUAUAUAUUAUGUAUUACAUUUAAGUACUCAUAGAACUAUUUUUGUACAGAAAUAAAGUAUACGGGCAUUGUAUUUGUUAUUAUUCUAUUACAGACUGUGGUAAUAGGAUAUCGGUCUGACAUAUGGGUCUAUUAUACAUUUGUGAAUGUGCUCUAUUCUA